Messenger RNA from Arabidopsis thaliana (thale cress), 1738 nucleotides. Its product is annotated as Disease resistance protein (TIR-NBS-LRR class) family. The record is from RefSeq and is marked reviewed. Gene Ontology annotation, biological process: signal transduction. Lineage: Eukaryota; Viridiplantae; Streptophyta; Magnoliopsida; Brassicales; Brassicaceae. The transcript has 6 exons. The coding region runs from base 98 to 1738 and encodes 546 amino acids.
GUAAAAGAAAAAAAAAAACUAAUGUUGUCUUACUAGACGAUUCAACUUGCAAUGACCUCGGAACAACCCAAUUAGGACUGUUCGCCGGCUUCUCGCCAUGGCGACUUUAUCCUCUUCUUCUUCGGUAGAACUGCCACCGCAACAUACAGUUUUCAUCCUUUAUAACGGAUCACGCAUGGGAUUCAUCUACCAUCUCAUCAUGGCCUUGGAAAAAAAGAACAUUAACGUCUUUGUGGGCUUCAAUGGAUGCAUAUGCGAACCAGUAGAAAGACUAUCGAACAGAAUAGAGUCGAUAAUCGUUCUGGUUAUCUUCACCAGCAGGUACACAGAAUCAAAAUGGUGCUUGAUGAAGCUGGUAGACAUCAAUAAAUGUGCGGAGAAAGACCAUCUGGUGGCUAUUCCGAUCUUCUACAAGUUGGAUCCCUCCACCGUCAGAGGCCUGAGCGGACAGUUCGGUGAUGCAUUCAGGGAUCUGAGAGAAAGUACUGGAUUAAUGGAAAAGUGGAAGGAAGCUUUGAAGUCGAUUUCCGACAGACCGGGUAUCAGGGUGGAUAAGAGCAGCCCCAAGGCCAAGAGAAUCGAAAUAGUUGUGAAGAAGGUGUUGAGCAGAAUUCCAUCGGAGGGAAGCCAUAACGCUUCUGUAGAUCCAUUAGAAAAUAGUGACACUCGACUAACUUCCUCGGGCGAAGAAAAUAGGACUUUUGGAAUCAAAGAAAGACUGAAAGAAUUUAAAGACAAGUUGGAUCUCAAUAAAAUGAGAAGUCAGCUAGGAAUGGUAAUAGGUUGUCUUUUGGUUCUCUUUUUUGUUCUGAAACAAAGUGCUUAUACGAGCACACGUUUAAUAGGUGAGGGCGGUGCCAUCGGUGCCAUCAGUGCCAUCGAUAGAAUUGCGGACAAUGUACCAAAAAUACGGGAGUACGUUCCUGAAGAGGGAACAGAGAAACCAAGAGACACAUAUACUGAAUUUCAUACUGGUAAAUAUGGAACAAAGCCCGAGAGAUCUUCUUCUGACGUUAAAACAAAUGCCGAUCUCCUUGAUAGAACUUUCACUGACACGCGAAUGGACGGUAAAGUCAAGCCACCGAAAUUUCAAGUUUUCAUCAAUUUCCGCGGAGAUCAGUUGCGCAACAAUUUCGUCGGCUAUCUCGUUGAUGCACUUCGAAGAAGUGAGAUCAACGUUUUCAUAGAUAAUCAGGAGCAAAGAGGUGAAGACCUCAACACUCUUUUCAAGAGGAUCGAAGAUUCUGGUAUUGCCAUAGUUGUGUUUUCGAGUAGGUACACAGAAUCAAAAUGGUGCUUGGAAGAGCUUGUGAAGAUUAAAGAACGUGUGCACCAAGGCCUUCUCAAGGUGCUUCCCAUCUUCUAUAAGGUGACUCCAACCAAUGUGAAAAGACCUAAGGGAGAGUUUGGUGACCAUUUCAGAGAUAAAGAGUACAUGUACGAGUCUGAUGAGCCUAUGAUAAAGCGAUGGAAAGAGGCGAUCGUGUUUAUCUCCCAUAGGUUUGCCCUGACUUUGGAUGAAAAAAGUUCCUCGGAAAUGUUAGACACAUCGUUACAUAUGUAUGUGCACGCUCGUGUGUGGAAUUUGAAAGAACUCAUCUCGACCUUUUUAACAAAGUGUAGCAGCGCAUUGGAGAUUGAUUUUGUUGAAACUAUCGUCAAGGAGGUCUUGAAAAUUCUACAAGCCAUAUGCAAAGUGGAAAGUAGCCAAUCCUCUUUUUGUGCGGAGAAAGCCUGA